AACAAGGAACAGCAGGGACACCAAAUAAAGGAACUUCAAUGACUAACUCACCAACAACUGAUUCAUCUAGCUCAACAACAACAUCCUCAAACAUGCCAACACCAAAUUUUAUGUUUCCAACAAAUCUUCAAGAUACAUCGACGGCUAAUUUUCCAGAGUUAAUUAGACAACUUACGCAAGUUUAUAUGACAUCCCCAAACAUGCAGGCAUUAAAUUUUAUGUUUCCAGCAAAUCCUCAUAACGCUUCGACAGUUAAUUAUGCAGAAUUAAUUAGACAACUUACACAACUUUAUAUGAUAUCCCCAAACAUGCAAGCAUCAACUUCUGUAUUUACGGCAAAUGCUCAAAAUACUUCGACAGUUAAUCAUACGGAAUUUAUUAGACAACUUACACAACUUUAUAUGCCAUCUCCAAACAUGCCUGCAUCAAAUUUUAUGCUUCCAACGAAUCCUCAGAAUACUUUGAUGGCCAAUUGUCCUGAAUUAAUUAGACGACUUAUGCAACUUUAUAUGACAUCUCCACAACUUGUGGCAUCGUGCCAACAAAUGCCCCAUGUAUCUCAUCCAGCUGGAUCACCUAAUCCAUUCCUCACACCAUCACUUGGUGCAACACAGACAUUAGCUGAUAUACUUCUUUCGAAAAAUACGAUGAAAAACGAAGGUGAAGAGGAGAAAGAUAACAUCGAUGAGAGUAAAGACGAGGAGAAAGAGUAUAAAGAAAAAGGAAAGCACAAUUAUGACAUUGAUAAGAACGGCUAUAACAUUGAUGAGGAUAUAGUGCACAUUUAUAACAUUGAUGAGAGUGAAUAUGAUGAGGUUGAGAUAGAAUUACCUAAAAAGCGAAAGGAUAUCAAACAUACAAACUAUCCAGAAUUCAAACUUACGGAUAAAGAUAAAAAUGAUCCGAUGGGGUUUUAUGCAGAAUAUGAAAGUGGCAUCAUAACCAGCAAUAAAAAAGAUAUCCUUGCGGGUAAUAAACUUAAGGUUGCAAAUAUAUACCGUGAAUUUCUUCAAUUAGAUGCUCGAAUUCAUCCUCAAACAGAUCCUAACAUUUAUUUGAUUGCACCGUUUUAUGACCCUAAUUCUGGAGUUAAAAAAAUCAAGUAUUACGAAAGCAUUAAGAAUUAUCUAAAUGAACAAAACACUACCAAAAUAUUUGAUCCUUCGAAAAUUAAUGGUGCCAUUGAUUUUAAUUUGAAUCAAGAAGAGCAAACUGAAUCAAAUAAAAUGAAGUUCCUCAAGCCGAUACAUAUAGAUGACGAUAACCUAGCAAAUGAUAUCAAUCUACAAAUGACAAAUUUUAAUGAACUUAUGAGAACAUGUUAUCAUGCCAUAAAUUACAAUGUUCAUACUUUUUCUCAAUCUGAAAUUCUAAGAC
Messenger RNA from Dentiscutata erythropus, 1377 nucleotides. NCBI's taxonomy places the organism in Eukaryota, Fungi, Glomeromycota, Glomeromycetes, Diversisporales, Gigasporaceae. The record is from the annotation of a GenBank genome assembly.